Messenger RNA from Pelagomonas calceolata, 609 nucleotides. NCBI's taxonomy places the organism in Eukaryota, Pelagophyceae, Pelagomonadales, Pelagomonadaceae. The record is from the annotation of a GenBank genome assembly.
GCGGCGCGUGCCUGCGCGAGGUCGCGCCGCGCUUCGUUCGCCGCGAGGUGCUCCAUCGCCGCCUGCUUGCGCUCGUUCGCGGCGCGCGCGUCCUUCCAGCGCCGCGUCGCCCGGGCCUCGAGGAGCUGGAUCGUCGCCUCCUGGGCCGCCCAGGACUCGUCGAGCGCCGCGAGGCGCGCGUCCGACUUCGCCUCGGCGUCGGCGGCGUCUCUAGCGUUUAUCUCGGCGCGCGCGAGGUCCUCGUCGCGCGGGCUCGUCGGCGCGGACGACGGCUCCGACGGCGCCAGCGGCGUCGUCGGUUCUUCCUCUUCCUCCUCCGAGAGUGAGCGCUCCGACGACGACGUCGUCGCGUCCGAGGCGUCGCCGUCGGAUUGGAAGAGGCCGCGGCGCGCGGUGGUUCGUUUUUUUACUGUGAUUGGUGAUGUUGGGACGGGCGUAGCCAUCUUUACGUGCAGCGCUCUCCGAGACUGUUUCGCUCUCCGGGGCCUCCUGGUGAGUUAUGGCUCAGUCUUGCAACGCGACCGAGCUGUUGGGACUCAAAGCCCUCUUCUGAGUCGCUGUGCUGGCUCGCGAUCGCUGCUCGCGCUCGGCGCGCCGCACAGCGCAGCU